This is a messenger RNA of Komagataella phaffii GS115, 558 nucleotides long. Its product is annotated as 60S ribosomal protein L21. NCBI's taxonomy places the organism in Eukaryota, Fungi, Ascomycota, Pichiomycetes, Pichiales, Pichiaceae. The coding region runs from base 1 to 558 and encodes 185 amino acids. The transcript has a single exon. Gene Ontology annotation, cellular component: ribosome; cytosolic large ribosomal subunit. Gene Ontology annotation, biological process: translation. The record is from RefSeq and is a predicted model, not a curated record. Gene Ontology annotation, molecular function: structural constituent of ribosome.
AUGGCAGAUGUUUUACAUUUUUUCAUUGACAUCAGUUCUUUCCUUCAUUUCCGUAAACCUGGCCCCACCGAGCAUACUAACAUACAAUCUAGUCGUGGUUACAGAUCUGGUACUCGUUACGCUUUCUCGCGUGACUUCAAGAAGCAUGGAGCCGUCCCCAUGUCUACUUACCUGAGACUUUACAAGAUUGGUGAUUACGUUGACAUCAAGGCCAACGGUGCCAUCCAAAAGGGUAUGCCUCACAAGUUUUACCACGGUAAGACCGGUGUUGUUUUCAACGUCACCAAGACUUCCGUUAGUGUUUUGAUUAACAAGGUUGUUGGUAACAGAUACAUUGAGAAGAAGGUCAACCUGAGAGUUGAGCACGUCAAGCCAUCCAAGUGUCGUGAGGAGUUCUUGAACAGAGUCAAGGAACACCAAAAGAACGUUGCUGAUGCUAAGGAAUCUGGCAAGUCUGUUGCUUUCCCAAAGAGACAACCAGUUGGUCCAAGACCAUCUCAUGUUGUUUCUGGUGAGCCAAUCACCCUGGCCCCAGUUGCUUACGAGACUUUCAUCUAA